Juglans regia (Persian walnut) is the source of this 1414-nucleotide messenger RNA. Its product is annotated as mitogen-activated protein kinase kinase kinase 17-like. Lineage: Eukaryota; Viridiplantae; Streptophyta; Magnoliopsida; Fagales; Juglandaceae. Gene Ontology annotation, molecular function: protein kinase activity; ATP binding. The coding region runs from base 84 to 1262 and encodes 392 amino acids. The transcript has a single exon. Gene Ontology annotation, biological process: protein phosphorylation. The record is from RefSeq and is a predicted model, not a curated record.
ACAAAGGUCAGUUGCCGCCUACGUUUCUUUCUUUCUUCCCCUGACAAAGAAAACCAGAGCAAGAAACCGUUUUGAGAGAGACCAUGGAGUGGGUUCGAGGAGACCCAAUCGGUCAUGGAAGCUUCGCAACCGUGAGUUUGGCCAUACCCAGAAACAGUUCCGCUCAAGCUCAUCCGGUAAUGGUCGUCAAAUCUUCUGAAUCAUCCAACUCUGCCUCGCUAAGGAACGAGAAACAAGUGCUCCAUCAGCUUUCGACUUGCCCCGAAGUCAUUCGAUGCUUUGGAGACGAUCUCAGCUUCGAGAAAGGCGAGGAGUUCUAUAAUCUGUUCUUGGAGUACGCCUCUAAUGGGAGUUUGGCCGAUCAGGUUAAUAGUCGUGGCGGCCGGUUACCGGAAUCCGAUGUUCGGCGAUACGCGAAGUUGAUACUCAAAGGGCUUCGUGAUGUUCACGCCAAAGGAUUCGUUCACUGCGACAUAAAGCUUGAGAACAUCCUUGUGUUUGCCAAUGGAGCAAUCAAAAUCGCGGAUUUUGGACUGGCAAAGAAAGCAGAGCAACAACAGAGCAGGGCCGAGAUCAGAGGAACUCCUAUGAAUAUGUCGCCGGAAUCAGUUAACUGCAACGAGUACGAAUCACCUGCGGAUAUUUGGGCUCUUGGGUGCGCGUUGGUGGAGAUGCUCACCGGGAAGCCGGCGUGGGACUGUGGUCCCGAGGUGAAUAUGUGGAAACUUUUGCUUCGAAUUGGGGAUAGUGAUGAAGUGCCACAAGUUCCAAAGGAAUUUUCUUUCGAAGGGAAAGAUUUUCUCGGCAAGUGUUUUGUGAAGGAUCCAAGAAAUCGGUGGACGGCUGAAAUGCUUCUGGACCAUCCCUUCGUUGCUGCUGACGAUAAUAACGAUCAUGACGCUGUUCCAUUGGAGGACACCGAUAAAUUUAAAACAUCAACAUCUCCGAGAAGUCCUUUCAAUUUUCCAGAAUGGGUUUCAGUGCAAUCUUCGAUUGUAGUUUCGCCGGAAUCUUCACCGGAGUCCGGUAAAUUGUUUGAAUGGAAAUUAAAUUCUGGUUUCAGUUCGUCAUUCUUGUCAAGUUUUUCUUCUCCGACGGAUAGACUCCGGCAGCUGGUGACCGACGAGGCACCCAAUUGGUCCUUUUCCGAGAGUUGGUUCACGGUGAGGGGUUCAGAACCGGGUGAUUCAGAGCAGAGAAGGGUAGAAGAAGUGGCAAGUAAUUUUGGGAAGAGUUUCGUCACAUCUAACGGUUCUGAUUAGAUUGUGAUCUUUUUUAUUGUAAAUAUUAGGGUAGAGAGAGAGAGAGAGAGAUAGAGAUGUGUUUUAACAGUCUGACUCUACUCGAUUCUGAUUGGCCCCUCCCUCGACUUUGUACAGAAAAUCUUUUAUUGAGUUUAAAGUUUUACAAAGAA